GUGGAUCACUGAGGACUUUGACAAACCUGAUGCGUAUAGUUUCUUUAAAACAAACAAAACGGAUGUUACCGGAGAUAUUCUUAUUUUAUCACAAAGCUGAAUUUUUAGUAACACAUGGACGUUAUUGUGCAUGCAGAUCAUAUUUUAAGUUGUUGAAGCAAAAUCAGUGAGUUUAUAAAACUGCAUGGUUUGUUCUUUCUUUAUACUUGUAUAAAUGUACAACAUAUCCGCGUUUGUGCAUCAGUGUCUGUAAUGUGUGCUGUAGUAGGUGCAAAACUUUUAGGAAUCUUAUCCAAGUUGUAGGCUAGUCAGUAUUGGUCAGUCGUAUCUGACAUAAAAGAUCCGCGAAUGAAACUGUGACCACAAACAUUAUUAACUUACGUGAGUGAAACGUAAUAAUCAGCAAUAUGCGUUCACACAGAUAACUUUUUUAAUGUUUCAAUAUGUGUUGACACAAAUGACUUUAUUUGAAUGUUUCAUUGCAACAUGGCACUGAGUUGUUAGAAAACAAAUGCGUAUAGUGACGUCUUUGCUUGAUGACGCCAGGAACUGGCGAAUCGUCUUUUUGAACCGGUUCAGUGAGCCGAACUGUCCGAAAGAACCGGUUCGCGGAAAUGAUUCGGACUGUGCAUUACUAUGGGCGAGGCCAAAACAGAGGGGCGUUUUCGACCAUGUGAACUGAUUGGCUCACGUCAUAGUGACGUUUAUGUUUAGAGAUCAUUUUCAUUGCAUGAUUUAAGAAACACCCACCGAAUCACAAAUGGCCACUGCUCUGCAGAGACCUCGAUCUCCUUCGGUUUGAUUGUCAGGCGGUCUGACCAAUCCUACCGCCGAUAUAAUGCGUCCCCCGUUGCUAUCCGCCGCUUUGCCCGACAAACAAAACAGUCCGACAAAGCAAGCAGGCACAGUAAACAAACGUCGGUUGUUAACUAAAACAAAUGGUGAAAAGGUGCUCGUAUGGGACCUGCAACGCAGACAGCAGGUAUCCAGACAGACUAGGAAAUACACAGUUUCACCCGUUCCCUAAACCUGCCAGAAAUCUGGAGAAGUGUAUCAAAUGGAUUCGUUUGUGUGGACGACCUCACCAGCAACUGAGUUUGGACAAGUUGAGAAAUCAUUCCACAGCCAAACACAUAUAUGUGUGUUCAAAGCACUUCAUUGAUGGCCGGCCAACACCCGCUCACCCCGAUCCUCUGCCAGCACUGACAUAUGACCGUAGUAACGUUACACCUGCGAAACGUCCGGCAGAGUUGCAAACAGUGUCAGUGCCAUCAAGGAAAAGACUGCGAGAUGACUGCCACCUAGAUGAUGCUGAAGACAUCAGGUGUGAUCUACAAGUUGUUUCUGUGGAUAUUAAAGAAGAAAUGGCAACAGAACCAAUAAUGGAGGAUACCACUACAGAGGAGAGCACUACAGUCCCUAAAAUAGCUACAGGUGAAGAUAAGGAGAAAGAUGUCCAGGGUGCAGCGGCAGUUUUGGAUGGUGUUCCACAAUUAACUCCAGUCAUACAAAGCAACAUUGAACAAAGUGAUGGAGUUAAGACAGGACUCCUGUUCAUGGUAACGAAUCCAGCAGCAGUUGCCAGUAAUGUCCAGACAUGUCCAUCUACAUCUGGGACAUACAUUGCCUUCCCCAUCAUAUGUUCCUAUCGAUCAGAUGAGCCAGCACAGAUACAACCAAAGUCUGAGCCAGCACAGAUUCAACCAAAGUCUGAGGAACAUGAAGUGGAUAUCAGCAUGCCUUCAUUACAUUCUCCUUCAGACACAAAGGACACAAGUUCUGUUCCUACAAACACAACAUUGACCUCAACUCCAACUAUAAAGGAAGAAACAGAAGAUGAGAUGUGGAAAGAAAGAAACUGGAUUGUGAACGAGUCCAAUCUGAUGGAGUUGUUUAAGAGAUGUCAGGAAUGUGGAGCAGUAAUCACCGAAAUCCAAAAAAUAACCUCAGGGAGGUUCAUCCAUGUGCAGUGGGAAUGUGAAAAAGGACAUCAGGGGCAGUGGAGUUCUUGAUGUAUGCAGAUGUUCGAGAAUUGCCUUAAAACUAUUUAUUUUAUUUUAUUUUAUUUUUUUUGUAUGAGCAAGUGUUCUUUUCACCGACAUUGCUGAACAGAGAUUAAAAACCUAUAUAAGUGUUAUUGUUUUUGCCCUGGAUUUUCUUCAAAGUACAACAGGUCUUAAGGGUGAGUAACAUUGUCCACUUUGAUGUAGGUGUGUGUAAAUGCUGAUAAUGUAAAAUUUCAUUUAAAUAUUUUGGCAAUAAAAAGGAAGUCUUGCAAUAUUUUUACUAGUACAAUUAUGCCCAUUUUUAUAAGAUAACAUAAGUCUCUGAUGUCCGUAGAGUGUGUAUGUGAAGUUUUACCUCAAAGUACCCGACAGAUAAUAUUUUAUAGCUUGUGAGCCAAAACGUGCCAGUUUUGUGUUUGUCCCUUUAAAUCCAAAUGAGCUGGUGUUUCCAUUCCCCUUUUCAUAAGAGGGCGGAGCUUCAAGAGCAGGCAAAAAAAAACAGGACAAUCUAAGGCACUGAAACUGUCAGAAAUUCUCAGUAGCGGCAUUCAGCCUCAUAUGUCCGAGACAGAAUCGGUUUAAAAGUCAGUCAUUUGAUUGUACUGUGCAUAAUAAAUGCUAGUUUAUGAAAUACACAAUCGGGGAGCACGGCGUGAUAAAAUAACGACAUAGCUGGUCAUAUUGUGCCUUUGCGUGCUAUCACAAACUUUAUAUAUCCCACUUGACAAAUUGAAGCGGUCGACUCCCCAUUGCUUUCAUAUGCAAUUGUUAACUACCACAUUUCUAUCGUUCUGGUAGCACAUGAAGGCAGCAUCAGCGAAAGCAGGCAGAGACAAUGGAAGCUUUAGCAACAUUAGCCUUACAGAGUGCUGAGAAGAUCUUUCAGAAAGGCAGUUUGGAAAACAAAUCAAGACGCAUGAUACGUAAUUUGUGUGGAGCUGAUGUUUGCGCACAAAGCGUCGAUAUUGAUUCCUCUUUCAGAAUCAACCUUUGUAAAAAUCCAGCGUUGACCUUACCUUCAUUUGUGAGGUAGUUCAGUGUAAAAUGAUUGGUGGAAACAUACAGGGGACUUUGCCCUGGGUAUAAGGCGAGCAGAGGUAGACAUUGUAGACCUUUGUGAAAUGGUGUUAUGAUGCUUGUUUGCAGUUGUAUGUGUCUAAGACAAAAGAUAUGAUCAUCGACUUCAGAACAAAAAUGCAUCCUUCCUUGGCUACCCUUAUUAGGGGUGAGAAGGUGGAAUGUGUGAAUAGUUAUAAAUAUCUGGGGACCACUAUUGAUAACAGAUUGUGUUUUGAUGUGCAUACAGAAGUAUUAUGUAAAAAGGGACAGCAAUGCCUAUACUGUUCAAGAAAACUAAGAUCAUUCAAUAUAGAUAGACAUUGAUGGAAUUGUUCUAUAAGUCUUACAUUGAGUCGAUGUUGUCCUUUUCUAUUAGCUGCUGGUUUGGUAAUCUCAGUGUGAAACAUAAAAAUGCAUUAAAUAGAAUAGUUACUCUUAGUGGGAAGAUUAUAGGUAAAGAACAAAGAAAUGUGUCAUUUUUGUUUAAUAGAAAUGUUCUGAGUCGAGUCAGAGUUUUCUAUGCUCCCUUCAGGUUCUCGUUAUAGACUACCGAAGAUGAGGGGUAACCGAUAUAAAUAUUUGUUUGUUCCUUGUGCAAUUCGGUUGUUAAAUGGCUUUUAAGGAAUUUGGUAGGGAAAUUUUGUUCUAUUAUAUUUUAUGUAUUUUUAUGUAUCUAUGUUUUGGUAUGUAUUGUAUGGAUCUGUUGUGUUUCUGAUUCUCGCUGCAUCCAAAUUACCUGCAAGGGAUUUUAAUAAAGCUUGACCUUGACCUUGACCUUGACCUGUAUGCUGACCUGCCCCCUAACCUCCCUCCUUCUUUGGAGCCCUUAAUCACCCCGUAACCUCACGUAAAGCCUAGAGGGGGCUCCUGUUCCUGAGUUUAGCCCAGAGAGGGCUCCUGUUUCCAAGUCAGGCCCUGAAAAAGACUCUGUUUCCAAGUCCAACCCAAAGAGAGACUCCUGUCCAGAGAGGGUUUCUGUCCCCAAGGGCAUACGCCAGAGACUCUGCCGUAUCCACAAGUUUCCUACGCCCCAUGAGGCUUUGCGUCAAAAGUGGGAGCGUCUUCCGGUUCAAAGUAAACAAGCGGGACGUGACACUCAUUCAUUCAACAGUUGACAGGAGUGACGGGCAAAUGAAGCCUCAUGAAGCACCGAGACUUUCCUCUGACUGUUUCGGGAAAAGAUUCAAAGCUUCGAGAGUGUCGAAAACAGCGCGAUCUGGUGGUUAGUAAAAAAUAAAGCAGCCAAAAGACUAAAGGUCCGCUGGAAGAAGCAUUCACCACAAUUUCCAUAGAUCGGUCCAUGUUAUAUGCACAAAUAAAAGCCUAACCAUGUGUUUGUUUGUUGAAUUUCUGACUCUGAUAAAUUAAUUUACCCAUUGAAUAGUGCCAUUAAAUGUCAGUAUGAAUAUCAAUAUGAUGUAAUAAUGAUGUAAGAAUAGUGUACACAUAUAUUAAUUGCAUAUGGUAUAUAUUUAAUUUUCCUGAAAUAAUUUGUACUCUUCACAUUAAUUGUAUGACUGGGUAUUUAAAAAUGUAAUUAUUAAAUGAGUCCUAAUGAAAAUGUACUCACAAAGUAAGGUCUGGGGGUCGAAAAUGUACACGCAAAGUGAAUCGCGUUCAUGACUGGACAGAAAGUGAGGCUUCUACGAAAGUGAUUUCUACGUUAACAAGCCUCGAAUCGAGGCUUCAUCUGUCGUGCCCUUCAACACAAGCUCUGAUGUCUCAGUUCAAAUGUCAUUUCACUAGCUGACAGUCAUUCAAGAUUUAGAGACCCAAACUUGCUAAUAACACAAAUUAGCAAAUGUUGUCCAUAAGAACGUAAUGACAUCUCUCAUAAAGGUGUGCAUCUUUACAAAGUAAACAAUGGUCUUGUGGAUAAGUCUUACAUUGAGUCGAUGUUGUUCUUUUCUAUUAGCUGCUGGUUUGGUAAUCUCAGUGUGAAACAUAAAAAAGCAUUAAAUAGAAUAGUUACUCUUAGUGGGAAGAUUAUAGGUAAAGAACAAAGAAAUGUGUCAUUUUUGUUUAAUAGAAAUGUUCUGAGUCGGGCUCGAUGUGUGCUCUUAGACAGUGACCAUUUUUUGUUUCCAGAGUUUUCUAUGCUCCCUUCAGGUUCUCGUUAUAGACUACCAAAGAUGAAGAGUGACCGAUAUAAAUAUUCAUUUGUUCCUUGUGCAAUUCGGUUGUUAAAUGGCUUUUAGGGAAUUUGGUAGGGAAAUUUUAUUCUAUUAUAUUUUAUGUAUUUUAUGUAUGUAUGUUUUGGUGUGUAUUGUAUGGGUCUGUUGUGUUUCUGAUACUCGCUGCAUCCAAAUUGCCAGCAAGGGAUCUUAAUAAAGCUUGACCUUGACCUUGACCUUGACCUGUAUGCUGACCUGUCCCCUAACCUCCCACCUUCUUUGGAGCCCUCAGUCACCCCUGUUCCCACAUAAAGCCUAGAGGGGGCUGCUGUUCCUGAGUUUAGCCCAGAGAGGGCUCCUGUUCCCAAGUCCAACCCAAAGAGAGACUCCUGUCCAGAGAGGGUUUCUGUCCCCAAGGGCAUCCCCCAGAGACUCUGCCUUAUCCACAAGUUUCCUACGCCCCAUUAGGGCUUGCGUCAAAAGUGGGAGCAUCUUCCGGUUCAAAGUAAACAAGCGGGACGUAACCCUCAUUCAUUCAACAGUUGACAGGAGUGACGGGCAAAUGAAGCCUCAUGAAGCACCGAGACUUUCCUCUGACUGUUUCAGAAAAAGAUUCAAAGCUUUGAGAGUGUCGAAAACAGCGCAAUCUGGUGGUUAGUAAAAAGCUCCAUUGGAAGAAGCAUUCACCACAAUUUCCAUAGAUCGAUCCAUGUUACAUGCACAAAUAAAAGCCUAACAGUGUGUGUGUUUGUUUGUUGAAUUUCUGACUCUGAUAAAUUAAUUUACCCAUUGAACAUUGCCAUUAAAUGCCAGUACGAAUAUCAAUUUGAUGAAGAAUGAAGAACAAUGUACACAUAUAUUAAUUGCAUAUGGCAUAUAUUUAAUUUUCCCAAAAUAAUUUGUAGAUAUGUGGAUAUGUCAGGAUCAUGGACCCCUCGUUAUCCCAUGUACUUAAGUUCCUGUCUGUGCAUUAUUCCUUUGUUGGGUCUACAUGUUAUGUUCAUGUGUCAACUCCAC
Messenger RNA from Labeo rohita (rohu), 6196 nucleotides. RefSeq lists its product as uncharacterized. The coding region runs from base 939 to 2012 and encodes 357 amino acids. The transcript has 5 exons. The record is from RefSeq and is a predicted model, not a curated record. NCBI's taxonomy places the organism in Eukaryota, Metazoa, Chordata, Actinopteri, Cypriniformes, Cyprinidae.